Malaclemys terrapin pileata is the source of this 4701-nucleotide messenger RNA. Its product is annotated as gastrula zinc finger protein XlCGF57.1-like. The transcript has 3 exons. NCBI's taxonomy places the organism in Eukaryota, Metazoa, Chordata, Testudines, Emydidae. The record is from RefSeq and is a predicted model, not a curated record. Gene Ontology annotation, molecular function: DNA-binding transcription repressor activity, RNA polymerase II-specific. Gene Ontology annotation, biological process: negative regulation of transcription by RNA polymerase II. Bases 321 to 1925 code for a protein of 534 amino acids.
GCGCGCCCCGCCGCGCCGCUUUGUGUCCAGACCUGUGCGCGGCUCGUGCGGGCAAAUCCGGAGACAUCUCGGGUUCCGCGCGGCUCCGUCCCCUCCCCGCUCGCCAGCCUUUGUCUCCCUCCGCCCCCUCCGCCGGCUCCAGUUCCAGCCGGAGCGCGUCUGAACCCGGCUGCGGCUGCCGCUGCCCCGGGGAGCCGAGCCGCGAGCGCAGCGGAGGACGGGGGAACCUCCCAGCUGGAGCCGGGGCGCGAGGAGCCCUGGCCGCUUGGCCGGCCUCCAGCCAAGCCUUCCCCCCCGCCUGCGGCCCAGCCGCCGGGACAAUGCCGGGAGGGGCUUUGGCUCAGGUCCCGGUGACGUUCGAUGACGUCGCCGUCUAUUUCUCCCGGGAGGAGUGGGAGAUGCUGGCAGACUGGCAGAAGGAGCUGUACCAGGAGGUGAUGAGGGAGAAUUAUGCAAAUCUCAUUUCUCUGGCAGGGGACUGGCCCAGGCAGAGAAGCAAGAAGAAAAAUGAGGAGGAAUGUGCUGAAAAGUUGGAAGCCCCGGAGCUGCCGACUGGAAACAGCUCGGCCAACGGCUCAGAGAAGGCACAGAACUGCAGCACUCAGAGCGUCCGUGUCCCAGAGCCAAGCGGCGAGGAAGGUGGCUGGCCAGGGCAGCCGGCUGAAGGGGGAAGAGGGAACAGCCAUUGCACGUGGCCCAGUGGGAACCAGGCACCCAAGAAAAGGGCAAGACCACACAAUUGCGACGAGUGCUGGAAAAGCUUCACCUGGAGAUCGGAGCUGGUUCAGCACCGCAGGACCCACACUGGGGAGAGGCCGUAUAAGUGCGCUGAGUGCGGGAAGGGCUUCAGCCAGCACGUCAACCUGACCAUCCACCAGCGUAUCCACACCGGCGAGCGGCCCUACCGGUGUGGCGAAUGUGGGAGGGGCUUUACCCAGCAUAUCAACCUGACCCUCCACCAGAGAAUCCACACUGGGGAGCGCCCGUACCAGUGCAGUGAGUGUGGGAAAAACUUCAUCCGCAAAUCCAACCUGGCCAAGCACCAGAAGAUCCACACAGGCGAGAAGCCCUUCCAGUGCGCCCAGUGUGGGAAGAGCUUCGUGCACAAGUCUGGCCUGGUGUCGCACCACAGGACCCACACGGGGGAGCGGCCGCAUCAGUGUGAGGCGUGUGGGAAGCGCUUCGGCCACAAGUCGGGCCUGCUUUCGCACCGGAAGACCCACACGGGUGAGCGGCCCCACCAGUGUGCCCAGUGCGGGAAGAGGUUCCGGCAUAAGUCAGGCGUGGCCUCACACCAGAGCACCCACACGGGUGAGCGGCCUCACCAGUGCUCCCAGUGCGGCAAGCGGUUCUCCCGCACCUAUGAGCUCAUCUCCCACCAGCGCCUGCACACAGGGGAGCGGCCCUACCCAUGUGCCGACUGCGACAAGAGCUUUGUGCGCAAAUCCAACCUGGUGAAGCACCAGCGCGUGCACACAGGGGAGCGGCCCUACCAGUGUGGCCAGUGCGAGAGGAGCUUCUCCCAGAGGUAUGAGCUGGUGGCUCACCAGAUCACCCACACCGGGGAGAGCCCCUAUACCUGUGCCCAGUGCGGGAAGAUCUUCAGCCAGAAGUCGAACCUCGUGAAGCACGAGCGCAUCCACACUGGCGAGAGUCCCUUCCCCUGCACCCAGUGCGGGAAGAGCUUCAGCCAACGUGCCAACCUGGUGAAACACCAGCGGAUCCACACCGGGGAGCGGCCGUUCCAGUGCGCCCACUGCGGGAAGAGCUUCAGCCAGAAGUGCGAGCUUGUGUCGCACGAGCGGAUCCACACCGGGGAGCGGCCGUUCCAGUGCGCUCACUGUGGGAAGAGCUUCAGCCAGAAGACGAGUCUGAUCGCUCAUCAGAGGAUCCACGUUGGUCAGCUACUGAGUGAAUGUGCCUAGGGCGAUGCCCUCCCGUCCAGCUCUGUCCGGCACUCCGGCUGAUGCCAAUGGGGGGCUGACGUGCAGAUCGAGGGAGGUGCAUGGCUCUGGGUAUGGAUCCAUCAGUAAAUAUCUUCUCGAUUACUGGGGAGCAAACAAGGGAGGAAUUGGGGCUCUCAAGCUUGAGAUUUCCAAACACGUCCCAGAAAGAGUUUAAACAGCUCUUUGAAUUGCCCUUGUCAGGAGAGGGGGGAUAUUUCAAACCUGCCUUCCGGUUAACGCAGAGACCCUGUCAGACUUUCUAAGGCUCGGCAGGUCGGGAAACACCAUGUAAUUGUCAAGAAGUCCAGAAAACGUCUGGCAAAGCAGGAACCAUGUUGAACAGCAGAGCGUUCCCUCAGGAGAAGAGGGGGCAGGCUUGGAAGACGCAGGGCUGAUUCAAACCUUGGGUUUUCCAGAUGUCUGAUGAUGAACCUUCUGAGCUUGACUGACCCUCAGGAAGACUGUAGGAUGUGGGUAUGGCGUGGUAGACCCCUCAGCAGUACCCUCAACUAGCCAAUGGGAACAUGGAGGGCUGGAAGGGGUGGAGAAUGAUUAAUGGGGUGUGAAGAACAGCUGGUCAAAUAAUAUUCAGCAAAUAUAUGAUUUGGUUCUUGUUGAGCAAUGAAUCAAAGAAAUAACUUUUUGAAGUGUUCAUUCAGCUGUUGAAAACUGUUCCUCAAAGAAAUUAUUUGGGGCCAGGUUCACAAAGGUGUUUAGGUGUGUAAAGAUGCCGACAGGUGCUGUUGUCAAUCUCACUAGCACAGGGGUUCUCAAACUGGGGGUCGGGACCCCUCAGGGGGUUGCGAGGUUAUUACAUGGGGGUUGCAAGCUGUCAACCUCCACCCCAAACCCCGCUUCGCCUCCAGCAUUUCUAAUGGUGGUAAAUAUAUUAAAAAGUGUUUUUAAUUUAUAAGGGGGGUCGCACUCAGAGGCUUGCUAUGUGAAAGGGAUCACCAGUACAAAAGUUUGAGAACCACUGCACUAGCACCUAAGUGAGUCAGGCACCCCACUCCCCUUGACUCUCAGUGGUAUCUCUGGCCCAGGUCCUCCAAAGUAGUUACGCACCUAACUCCCAGUGGGAUUAUACUUGGAGGAUCUGGCUGGAGGCACCUAACCUGCUUAGGAGCUUUUGAAAAUUCUCGUAGGCGCUUAGCUGCAUCUCUAAACACCAAAAUGCUUUUGCAAAUCUGGCUGUUGACCAAGAACAGCCAAGGCCAGUGAGUAAUGCUGAAUCCGUUUUUCUGUUCUUCUCACAGACCCAGAUCUAUUGCUGUGUGGCAGGUUUAAACGCAUCCUGAUGCGUGGGCGAGCAAAAGCCAUUAUUCUUGAUGCUUUUUCAGUGGCGAGUAAGAAAUAAUGUCAAAACUAUGGCAAUAAUAGUUAUUUCCUGGAUGCUGAAUUGAUUAAACUUACCCCAAACUACUUCAAAUAUAUGAACCCGUUCUUUCAAAAACAUCAGUAAAGGAGAACAGUGCCCUGCUUAUGUGGAAAUAUAUAUGCUAUGACAUGGCUAAGAUCAUGAAACCGUGUGCUCCGAUAGUCUUCUCUCCAGUGCGGUCCCCACACGUUACCCAGUAACUGAGAGACUCUUUUCAGAACCAUUGAUUUAAAUGAACAUUAUCAACCAGAUUUAAACUGGUGUCUUCUUUAACCCAAGGAGGAAGUUACGUUUAUCCAGACAGAUCAGAAGAAAAUAUAACACAGUGGCCUCAAACUUGUAAGACUGCCUCUCAGGCUGGUGUUCCUCUCUGCGCGAUCCGACGCACCUCUUUAAUGAAUGCUGUUUCCUUUUUGUUUAUGCACUGAUCUAAUUGUUUCCAUUAUGUACCAUAUAAAAAUUAUAUAUAUGGAGAUAUGCCUAUCUCAUAGAGCUGGAAGGGACCCUCAAAGGUAAUGGAGUCCAGCCCCCUGCCUUCACUAGCAGGACCAAGUACUGAUUUUGCCCCAGAUCCCUAAGUGGCCCCUGGGUUUAGCAGGCCAAUGCUCAAACCACUGAGCUAUCCCUCCCCCCAUUUUAAUAGGUGCCUUUUUAAAGCACAACAUGUAGUUCAAAGGUAGGAAAAUUCUUCAUGGUCUUUGACUCAUUGCCUUUUUUGGGUCUGCUUUAUGUUUUGCUUCCUGUAGUGUAACUUCCAUGUCUUGCUGCAUGGAGGCCUGGGUGUGGAGCAGGGAGUUGGUUUGGUUUGAACUCCGCAGUCCAUAUUGCCCAGAGGUUUGGGUUAUAAUUUGGGUAUGAUUCUGUAAGUGCUCCGUGCGCGGGAGUCUGGUUGACUCCAAAGACAGUUCUAUGAUUGGAAUGCUCAUGGGACUGGGGACUGGUGGUUCAAUUCAUCUUGGCCAUGGAUGGCUCCCACCUCUACGUCGCCUUCUCAUCUGACAUGAAUGCUGUGAUUUCCAUUACGUCAGAAUGGAGAGCUGGGCAAGGAGCAGCCGGCUAAAGCUCAACCCAGACAAGGCACAGAGGUGAUGCAAGUCAGGGCCGGCUCUAGGUUUUUUGCUGCCCCAAGCAAAAAAAAUUUUGGCUGCCCCCCCCCAGCCCUGUCUCUCUCUCCCCCACCCCCCAACUGCACCCUUCUGCCGCCCCAGCCCUGGGUCACUGAUAACUUGCUCCCAGGGUGGGUCAUUCAGCAGGAAUUUUGGGUGUGCACAGAACACAGACAGGAUUGGUUCCCAUAUGGUUACAGAACUGCAGUAAAGUGGAACAUUUUUCAGCUAGUGUGACUGGAGAAUAUCUGGAUGCAUAUUAUAAGACUGU